This is a messenger RNA of Sardina pilchardus (European sardine), 1701 nucleotides long. RefSeq names its product zinc finger protein ZIC 2-like. Bases 126 to 1358 code for a protein of 410 amino acids. NCBI's taxonomy places the organism in Eukaryota, Metazoa, Chordata, Actinopteri, Clupeiformes, Clupeidae. The transcript has 3 exons. Gene Ontology annotation, molecular function: DNA-binding transcription factor activity, RNA polymerase II-specific; RNA polymerase II cis-regulatory region sequence-specific DNA binding. Gene Ontology annotation, cellular component: nucleus. Gene Ontology annotation, biological process: regulation of transcription by RNA polymerase II. The record is from RefSeq and is a predicted model, not a curated record.
CAAGGAGUCUUAUUUGAAAUCCAGAAGCUCUACUUAAGGCCGUUUUCGACAGCGUACACAGUGUUUCUGCUGUGCGCAACUGAAGUCCCUUUUACGCGCCGCGGGAUCGUACAGUAUUCGCAGUGAUGUUGCUGGAUGCAGGCCACCAACUAUCUAGUUUAGGUGUUGGUACAUUCGCCAGGCACCACGAAAGCCAAGAAAGAGACUUAAGCUUCAUGGAGUCUGCACACAUGGGUGCGUUCAAGCUGAGCCAUGACCAAAGUGCGGCAUUCGCCUCCCAGGCGCCGGGAUACUCCGCUGCUGCGCUUGCUCACGCAGCGUCCUACGCCAAUUCGUCGUUCAGUUCCAGGGAUUUCAUCCUGCGAAGCCGAGGAUUCGGAGAUUCCAGCCCGAACAGCGGUCAGCAGCACCCCAUCUUCAACCCAACGGCGAGCUCGAUCCAUCACUCUCACGCAGAGAAUCAGGGACAUCUACUAUUCCCAGGGAUACACGACCAACACGGGGCGCACCACAGCUCUCCAAACAUGCUCAACGGUCGACUUGGGUUGGGGGAAGUGUUCAGCAGGGCUGACCAGUACCACCAGGUGUCCAACCCCCGGGCCGAUCACUACAACCAGUACGGGUCAAUGGGACUGAACAUGAGUAUGAACAUGGCGCCGCACCAUCACCCGGGCGCGUUUUUCCGUUACAUGCGUCAGGGCAUUAAACAAGAGCUCGUCUGUAAAUGGAUCGACCCGGACAAGCACACAGACCGCAAGAAAGGUUGCUGCCAAACUUUCAGCACCAUGCACGAGUUGGUUACGCACGUCAGCGUAGAACACGUUGGCGGCCCGGAGCAGUGUAACCACGUGUGUUACUGGGACGACUGUCCACGGGAGAGCAAGCCAUUCAAAGCCAAAUACAAAUUGGUGAACCACAUUCGCGUGCACACGGGGGAGAAACCUUUCCCAUGUCCAUUCCCGGGCUGUGGCAAAGUGUUUGCGCGAUCAGAAAACCUGAAGAUCCACAAACGCACACAUACAGGAGAGAAGCCGUUCAUGUGUGAGUUUGACGGCUGUGAUCGCCGCUUUGCCAACAGCAGUGACCGCAAGAAGCACAUGCACGUUCACACAUCUGACAAGCCAUAUCUGUGCAAACUGUGCGACAAAUCCUACACCCACCCCAGCUCCCUGAGGAAACACAUGAAGGUCCACGAGUCCUCGUCCUCAGCACCAGAUGCAUCCCCUACUGAGAGCUCCGGUUACGACUCAUCCACGCCCUCAAGUUUGGUGUCCCCAUCCUCGCAUGGCAACAUGUCGCCCGAUUCUGUUAUCCUCAGUGGUCAAAGCAACUUUAGCGAGUGGUACGUCCCAGUCUGAGCCUGUUCUUUUCCCCACAAUGGCGACACUGAGAUGGACCCAAUUUCUCUUUUUUUUAUGCGGAGAAAUGUAUGCUGGUUAUGGACCAAAUAUAAGAUGGAUGCCUCUUUUGGUGGCUUGUCUUAAACACUGUUUUCUGAAUCAUCAGCUUUGCUGUACAGUGAAUCUCAGGUGUAUAUCUCUGUGCCUCUGUCUCAAAUCUGUUCAUAACUGUUGAUGCAUAUGAUUGUGUGACCAGACCAAAGUUAAAGAGUUAUAUCUUGUGAAUGUAUAUUUUUGAAUGAUGAUGGUAAUGCCCUGCAGAUAUAAUGCCAUGAAACUGCAGAAUUGUAAGAAUAAAUCA